AUGGGAAAUGAUGAUGAUGAUGUUAUCAAUGAAAUGGCCAAUAAUGAUAAAUUAUUUACUAAUCCGGAUGAAUCAAAACAUUUAAAACCAAAUAAUGGUGAUCAUUCAAAAAAUCCAGUUUAUGGUACAGCAAUAACAUUAGUAACAAAAACACCUACACCAACAACAACAACAACAACAACAACUAUAAUCGGUAAUGGAAAACAAAAUAUUGAAAUCAAUGAUAAUAAUACAAUGAUGAUACCAAUAUCGGAUUCUUCUGGCCUAGCCAAUGGUAGUAGAAAUGGUGGUCAAACAACAGCGACUACUACGAAUAAUGAUGAUAAUUUUGUUGAUGAAGAAUUAUUAAAUUUAAAUGAAACAACAAAUCAUUUAAAAAGACAUUCAUUAACAUUAAAACGUGGUGAUACUGAAUUAAGUAUUGAUCAUGGUGGUAUGCAAAGAUUUUUACCAACAUUUAUGCAUUUUGCAUUUGCUGAUCGUGAAGCCGAACAAUUAUAUCAAGAAUAUUAUUCAAAUGAAAAACGUAAUGAUUUUAAAGCAUUAAUUGUUAUUGUGAUAUUUGUAAACAUUGUUUUAUUGGGCCUUCAUUUUUUGUCAUCAUCUUGGAAUCAAAGUGAUCUUUCUCAUCAACAAUUAAUUAUAUUAUUUAGUUGUCUUAUAUUGGCAAUAUUUUUAUUUAUAUUAUGUUUACGACGAUCACGUGAUCAAUUAGCAUCACGUCUUUGGUCAUUAAUACCAUUUGCAUUAUGGAUUGUAAUGUUAGUACAAAUAAUCUGUGAUCUUUGUAUAUUUAUUGGUAGGCCACCUGAACCAUCUGGUUCAUUAUGUUGGUUAUUGCUUUAUUCAUAUGCUACUUAUGUUAUAUUUCCAUUACGUUUUCGUAUUUGUUGUAUAUUAAGCAUUCUUAUGGCAAUAUUACAUUCAUUAUUAAUUUUUAUGUUUACAACAUCUACUUAUAAAUUUACUAAUCAGAUAUUCGCCAAUCUGAUUAUUAUUGUCAGUGUAAAUUUAUUAAGUACAAUGUCAUUCUUUUUCUAUGAAAGACAACAAAGACGUGCAUUUCUUGAAACAAGACAAAGUUUGGAAACAAAAUUAACAUUAGAAGAACAAUCACAAGAACAGGAACGAUUAUUAUUAUCGGUAUUACCGAAACAUGUUGCAGCCGAAAUAAGACAAGAUUUAGGUGCUGUUGUUGGUGGACAAUUUCAUAAAAUCUAUAUGAGUCGUCAUGAAAAUGUUAGCAUAUUAUUUGCUGACAUUGUUGGUUUUACUGCCAUAUCAUCUACAUGUUCAGCACCAGAAUUAGUUAAAACAUUAAAUGAAUUAUUUGCACGUUUUGAUAAACUAUCGGAUAAAUAUCAUCAAUUACGUAUAAAAAUAUUGGGUGAUUGUUAUUAUUGUAUAAGUGGUGCACCUGAAGAACGACCUGAUCAUGCUGUACUUUGUGUUCAUAUGGGUCUUUCAAUGGUUGAAGCAAUCAAAUCUGUUCGUGAACAAACAAAAUCAACGGUCGACAUGAGAGUUGGAAUACAUACGGGUAGCGUUUUGGCUGGUGUACUUGGUCAACGACAAUGGCAAUUUGAUGUUUAUAGUCGUGAUGUUGAAUUGGCUAAUAAAAUGGAAAGUGCUGGAUUACCCGGACGAGUACAUAUAUCGGAGAAGACAUUAAAUUUUUUGGAUGGUGAAUUUGAAAUCAUUGAUGGUGAUGGUGCAUCACGUGAAGAAGUUGUUCGUUUAUCCGGUAUAAAAACCUAUUUUAUUACGAAAAUUAUCAAACCGUAUCCUGAAGGAACAUUGGAUGCUAUGAUUCAAAUGGAUAUUCCAAACGCAGAUGAUUGUGGAGAGACAACAAAAUUAAAAAAUGAUAUAAAUGUUGAUCGUUUUCGACAAGAAGAUAUAAAAGAUCCAGAAAUUUAUAAACAACGUUUACAUGCUGAACUAAUACAUCGUGAAAGUGAAAAAAAUAUUGCCGAACAUACGGAUUUAUUUAGUUUAACAUUUAAAAAUUCAGAUAUUGAACAAGAAUAUCGUGAAAGUCGUGAUAUAACAAGUUGCAUAUCAUUAUUAGGCCUUCCAUUUACAUUAUUUAUUUAUUUAUUAUCAUUUGUUUUAAUUGGGCCAUUUUGUUUACAAAUUUAUUUAACCCUUGUUAUUUGCCUUUUAUUGCUCAUUGUUAAAGCAUUUAUUUGUACUAUAUCAAUCAUAUGGACGUCAAUUCCAAAACCAUUAGCUAUACUGUCAAAUGCUGUACAGCAAAAAUCAUGGAUACGUGUUACAAUUGCCGGUAGUAUGAUUGCUUUAUGGAUAACAGCACAUAUUGUAGCCAAUAUAUUCUAUGAUGAUAAUCUUGAAAAUGAAUAUGCAAAUCUAAUUAUUUCUGGAUCAACUGAUCGUUAUCAUAUUGCUGAUCAUGUUAUUGCAUUACCACAAUAUUUAAUAUUUUUUUGUAUAUUAGGUUUAUUGGCUAUAACAGUACUGACUCGUAUACAAUUUCUAAUGAAAGCAACAAUUAUCAUAUGUUUAGCAUUCAUACAAUGUUUUCUUAUAUAUUUUAGUUUAACAUAUGCAUUUAAAGUUUAUAAACUUAUAAAUUAUCAACAAUUUAUUCAUAGUAGACAUAAUUAUGUUAUUAUAAUUAUAACUAUUGUUAUUGGUUUGAUUAUUAUUAAUAGACAGUUUGAACUAAUGACAAGACGAUUAUUUUUAUGGCAAAAAGAUAUUGAUCAACAAAAAGAAAUGGUUGCUGAUAUGCGUAGAAAAAAUGAAGCAUUAGUUUAUAAUAUAUUACCACCUCAUGUUGCUGUUCAUUUUUUGGGUAAACGUAAAAAUGAUGAGGAAUUAUAUAGUAAAAGUUAUGAAUGUGUUGGUGUAUUAUUUGCAUCAAUGCCAAAUUUUGCUGAUUUUUAUACAGAAGAAUCUGUUAAUAAUCAAGGAUUAGAAUGUUUAAGAUUUUUAAAUGAAGUUAUAUCCGAUUAUGAUUCAUUAUUAUCACAACAACGUUUUAAAGAUAUAUUUAAAAUUAAAACAAUAAGCUCAACAUAUAUGGCUGCUAGUGGAUUGAAUAUUGAUGAAACAAAUGAUUGUUCAAAAUCAAAUAAUAUUAUUGAAAAAUGGUCACAUUUAGCACAAUUAACUGAAUUUGCAUUAACAAUGAAAGAAACAUUGAAUGGUAUUAAUAAAGAAAGUUUUAAUAAUUUCGUAUUACGUAUCGGUAUCAAUCAAGGACCAAUAACGGCUGGUGUAAUUGGUGCACGUAAACCACAUUAUGAUAUUUGGGGUAAUACGGUUAAUGUUGCUAGCCGUAUGGAAAGUACUGGAAAAGCUGGUUGCAUUCAGGUUGUACAGGAAACAAUGGAAAUUUUAAAAGAAUUUAAUUUCAUUUUUGAACAACGUGGACUAGUCAGUGUUAAAGGCAAAGGAAAAUUAAUGACUUAUUAUUUGAUUGGAAAGAAAAAAUGAAAAUUGAAAAAUCUUUUCACAAAAAAAAAAUUGCUCAUCACCCGAUCAUCACUGAUAAACUUUGAUUUUGAAAACCUGAAAAACAAACCCAUUUCUUGACUAACCGAAUCCUUUCAAAAACAAAAAAAAAAUUGUACAAAACACACACCCACCAGAAACAUUAUCAUUUUGUUAUCAUUGCUCAUUUGAUCAUUGAAUUUAUCAUUGUUUUUUGUUUUGUUUUUAAACUAAUUGGAUAAAUUAUUCAUUUGUAUCAUUUUCAUACGUAUCAAGUUCACACACAAAAAAAACACCCAUAUUGAUUGAAUUCUUGUAACCCAUCUUCCAACUCAAAAUCGAAUCGAUCAUUAAUUUAUGAAUUUAAUUAUGAUAAUUGUUUUUUUGGUUGUUUUUCGAAAUUUUUUU
Molecule: messenger RNA, 3867 nt
Organism: Dermatophagoides pteronyssinus (European house dust mite)
Lineage: Eukaryota; Metazoa; Arthropoda; Arachnida; Sarcoptiformes; Pyroglyphidae
Product: adenylate cyclase type 3-like
Biological process (GO): cAMP biosynthetic process; intracellular signal transduction; adenylate cyclase-activating G protein-coupled receptor signaling pathway
Cellular component (GO): plasma membrane
Molecular function (GO): adenylate cyclase activity
Source: RefSeq, a predicted model, not a curated record